UCUAUUCUUUCCUCUCCUGCUCGGCUUCCCCCCCAACCCCCGCCUUCUCCCCUCCGACUCCGGCCACCUCCGCGGCGGCGGAGCAUCCUAGGGUUUCGCGCCGGCUCGCCGCCGGCGUACGGAGAGGGAGGGUGUAACACGCGCAGGCCUGCGCCGUCGUCCUGCUCUGGGAACUUCCGCGUGCAGCGAGGGAUGGACGAGUGGGUUCGCCAGGCCGAGGUGUGGGUGGGACAAGCCGAGAGGUGGAUCCGGCAGCAGCCUCCCGAGCAGGUUUACGUCGCCGUCGCGGUGGUCGCCGUGACGGUUCUGUUGCUGGUCGCAGUUUCGUGCCUGAAAUCCUCGAAAGCAAACACCAUAGUGCUAUCUGGGCUCAGUGGUAGUGGCAAAACUAUUCUCUUCUACCAGCUUCGGGAUGGAUCAACACAUCAAGGAACUGUGACUUCAAUGGAACAAAACAACGAUACUUUCGUGCUUCAUUCUGAGCUGGAGAGGAGAGGCAAAGUAAAACCUGUUCAUGUUGUUGACGUUCCUGGUCAUGCAAGGCUCAAACCCAAACUUGAUGAAGUCCUGCCUCAAGCAGCUGGAAUAGUUUAUGUUGUUGAUGCUCAAGAUUUCUUGUCUACCAUGCAUGCUGCUGCAGAGUACUUGUAUGACAUCCUGACAAAGGCAACUGUAGUGAAGAAGAGGGUUCCUGUUCUGAUAUUCUGCAACAAGACAGAUAAAGUUACAGCUCACUCAAAAGAAUUCAUCAAGAAGCAAUUGGAAAAGGAAUUAAACAAGCUCCGGGAAUCAAGGAACGCCAUAUCAUCUGCUGACAUCACUGAUGAAGUCAAGCUUGGGAACCCUGGAGAAGCAUUUAAUUUCAGCCAAUGCCAGAACAAGGUGACAGUUACUGAAGGUGCUGGUCUGACCGGUAAUGUUUCAGCGGUUGAGGAGUUCAUUCGUGAGUAUGUGAAAGCUUAGGCCUUAGAGUUGUCGGACCUUUACAGAAUAGAGUUUGUAUUCGUUCAAAAUUGUCAUCUAAGCGGAGACUGAUUUUCCUGAUGGAAGAAGGAAAACCUUCAUCAUCUCAUCUGCAUCUGCUUCAUUCCAUUCAUGCGUGUGAGAAAUUUCAACAUUUUCUUGAAAGGAAAGCAUCGGACAUUCAGUUGAACUUAACUUUUCGUUGCUAACUCUUAACAGACACAUUGCUCUUGCCUCUUGGCAUGCAUGACCGUCUUAAUAUUA
This is a messenger RNA of Oryza sativa Japonica Group (Japanese rice), 1227 nucleotides long. RefSeq lists its product as uncharacterized. The record is from RefSeq and is a predicted model, not a curated record. Gene Ontology annotation, cellular component: signal recognition particle receptor complex. Gene Ontology annotation, biological process: protein targeting to ER. NCBI's taxonomy places the organism in Eukaryota, Viridiplantae, Streptophyta, Magnoliopsida, Poales, Poaceae. Gene Ontology annotation, molecular function: GTP binding.